UAGCUUUUGCAGUAUCAUUUAUUAUGAGAAAUGUUUUUAAAAGUAUUAACGAAUUUCCGUUUUAUAAAGUCCAAGUUAAUAUUAAUAAUGUACAUUCUGACAAAAAUUCGGGGCACUGCAGAUGAAAAUUUUAUUAUUGAUUAUUUUAUGAGUAAAAAUAUAUCGGAUAUUAUUAGCUUUAAUUGUGAUAACCAAACAAAAAGUAUCAUCACAAUCAAAAAGUUUAACGAAAAUGGAAUGAGAGUGGCACUUAUAAAUUUAAAUGACAUAUUAGAAACAAAAGAACUAGUUCAGGCAAAUUAUUGGAAAUUAGGAGUUUUUGUUGAUUUACGCUGUAGUGAAAUUGACCAAGUUAGCUUACUAUUUACGGAAGCUUCAAAAUUACAAGCUUAUAAUGAACUGCAUUAUUGGCUAAUAUUGUCCCCAAAUUUUCAAACAGCCAUGGAUAUCGUAAAUGAUUACAGUUUUGGUACGUCGACAGAUUACGUAGUAGCCUUACCGAUGCCAGAAGGUUUUAAUCUUUUCGACCUCUAUAACCCAUGGAAAGAAGGAGGAGGGAAGAUAAAUGUCACACAUAUGGGCGUGUGGAAACAAAAAUCUGGCCUCAACGUCAGCUUAACCCAAAGCAAAGUAUGGAGACGAGCUAAUUUCCAUGGAAUUCCAAUGAGAGCUUCAUUCUUUGGAAGCAAAUAUAGGAAAAAAAUUAAUUUGAGUUUGGAAACUUAUCUACAAGAUUACAGCACAUUAUCAAAGGACGGACUGUCAAAAUUUGGUUUCAGUAUUUUAGAAUAUUUAGGUGAUAUGCUUAAUAUAAGUUUUCAGUUCUCUGAGGUGCAAACCUGGAGAAAAGGGGACAUUAUCGGUCCAUUGUCACGGGCUUUGAUAAACAAUCAAAUUCAGCUAACUGGCAGUCCCGUGGUAAUGACACCUGAAAGAGUCGGAAAAGUUAAAUUUGUUUAUCCAACAUGGCCUUUUCGAACAUGCUUCAUUUUUCGAAAUCCUCAACCUCGAGACAUUAAGAUUCAAGAAGUACUUAGACCUUUUGCAAUUGAAAGUUGGUAUUUAACUCUCAUGUUCGUGCUUUUGUCGAUGAUGGUUUUAGCAUUUGCUUUUCGGUACGAAAGAAAAGAGAUAUCGAAUACUUCGUAUUCUAAUUCUUUUAUAGUGGUUGCCGGUACCUUUUGUCAGCAAGGCACAAAUAUAUCAAUGGACAGAGAUGUUACAAGAAUUGUUUUCAUUCACAUACUUUUAUUUUCUUUUCUGACUUACACGUAUUACUCAGCGAGUAUUGUAUCGGCUCGUUUAAACGAACCAAUUGUGAAAAUUAAUGAUUCCCUCAAUGAAUUAUCCAAAACGGAUCUUCAAAUGGCUACAGAGCCUAUGAUAUAUUUUGAAUUUCUCCUAAAAAGAUUGCCACCUUGGGAAAAAGAAUUUUUUUAUAAACAGCGUUGGCUGCGUGUACCAGAAGAUAAGAAGUUCAUGUUUCCCGAAGACGCCAUACCUUUUGUUCAGAAAGGUGGAUUUGCUUAUCAUACUCAUCCUGAUAUCAGCUACCCAAUAAUCGAUAGAACUUUUAGUUUUCGGGAAAUUUGCGAGCUUAUGGAAGUACACAUUGCCCAUCCAGUUUUUGCCACACUUGCUGCGACUAGUAAUUGUACAUUUUUGGAAGUGGCCAAAGUAAGUUUUGCAAAAAUGACUGAAGUUGGCGUUCGACAUCGUCAAGUGAUAAGAUGGACGUCAAGAAAACCGAAAUGCCGCAAAGAUGUGAUUAAUGUGUCCAGUACAGAUAUUUAUGAGUUUGCACCGCAUUUGAUUAUACUAGUAUUAGGAAUGUUAUUAGCGAUGAUGAUUUUUACGUUCGAAAUUUUUAUGGACAGAAUUAUGAAUCAUCAAAAUUCCAAUAAUAUUUUUUGGUUUUAUGGAGUUUUUGGUUUUAAACAGUCGCAAAGAAAUAUUUUUGCACAUCAUUAUAAAUAAAUAGAGAAUCAAAAGUCGUUUCAUCAUUAGCAUAAAAAUGACAAAAAAUAUGAUUGUUCUUACGGCAAUAUUCAAUAUUUGACUAGAUAUACAAGGUUAAUACUUCUUUUCCAAUAGAUAAUUUAUAAAAUAUCGACGGAAACUAGUUUCUUA
Messenger RNA from Trichogramma pretiosum, 2130 nucleotides. RefSeq lists its product as uncharacterized. Bases 31 to 1977 code for a protein of 648 amino acids. The transcript has 8 exons. Lineage: Eukaryota; Metazoa; Arthropoda; Insecta; Hymenoptera; Trichogrammatidae. Gene Ontology annotation, cellular component: membrane. Gene Ontology annotation, molecular function: ligand-gated monoatomic ion channel activity. The record is from RefSeq and is a predicted model, not a curated record.